UGUAAAUAGUUAGUUUACUCUCAGCUGACAGUCCGACCGGUUCUUUACAAUCCAGAAGAGGGAAAAAUUCCACCGAGGUAUGCUUCUGCCUCAUAACAAGUUUUAUUUAUAAAUUCGAGAAAGCACUACUGAAGCUUUCGGUUCAGGACGAAAGUUAAACUGAUGGCCUCCACGUGGUGGGAGCGCCACUCCAUGUCGGCGACUGAUGGCACUGCUCAUGUGGACAACAGCAGCUGUUUCAGUGCCACGCAGAGCACCGUGCUAAAGGGGGUGAAUUUCGGAGGAGUGCCCAUCGUUCUGCUGAUGGACUUUUCGCUCUUCGUGGUGCUGCUAAUAAUCUUCACUCUGAUCAGAAGGAGACUGUGGGAUUAUGGGAGACUGGCUCUUGUUGCAGAGAAUGAAGGGUUCAGAGAUGCUAAUAAACGGCGUUACAGUAGAAUGACGUCAUCCAUGUCUGUUGAGGAGCCUGAAUACGAGAAGGGUUGCUGCUCUUGGGUCUCGUUUAUUGUCAAUAUGGAUGAAACUUCGAUCAAGGAGAGAUGUGGCGUGGAUGCAGUACAUUAUCUGUCGUUUCAGAAGCACCUGGUUGUCCUGCUCUUGUUCAUCUGUGUGCUGUCUGUCACCAUCAUCCUACCAGUCAAUCUGUCCGGAGACCUGCUGGGCAAUGAUCCCUACAGUUUCGGGAGAACCACCAUUGCGAAUCUCAAGCAGGGUGAUCCGCUGCUUUGGCUGCACACUGUAUUUGCAGUUUUAUAUCUCAUGAUAACGGUGGCCCUGCUGAGACGACACACCUCGAAAAUGAAGGGAACCAAGAGAGAGAUAGCCAGAAACACCCUGUUUGUGAGGCCUGUUCCCACUGCAGCCAGUGAAGAGAGUAUAAAAACUCACUUUAUGGAGGCGUACCCUACCUGUGAAGUGACUAAUGUUAGCUUGUGUUAUGAUGUUGCCAAACUGAUUGACAUAAACAGAAACAGAAAACGGGCAGAAAAUAAUCUGCGACAUUACAAUAAGAUACUCCAGCGCCAGGGAAAACGCGAGCACAUCAACCCGCGCCCAUGCAGCCAACUGUGCUGCUGCUGCUGUUACUGUAAAGGCUGUGAAGAGGUUGAUGCUAUAGAGUACUAUAGCUCACAAGAGGCUGCUCUGCAUGAGGAGGAAGAGAAACUGAAACAAAGUGAACACCUGCAUCCUCUGGGCAUGGCGUUUGUCACCCUGCAAAAUGAGUACAUGGCCACUUAUAUUCUGAAAGAUUUCAAUGCUGUGAAGUGUGGAGGCGGAGUAAGGGGUGUGGUUGGAGAAGAAAUGGGCGGAGGAAUCUGGUGUGGGUGUGGCCGGGAGCCACAGCCGUCCUCUAAGAGCGCAGAACUGAGGGUGCACAAAUGGAAAGUGAAUUACGCUCCUCACCCAAAUAAUAUCUACUGGGAGAAUUUGUCACUACCUUGGUGGCGCUGGUGGCUACGCUUUACCUUGCUGAAUGUUCUACUCUUCGUCCUCCUCUUCUUCCUCACAACGCCCUCCAUCAUCAUCAGCACCAUGGACAAGUUUAACGUCACCAAGCCCAUUCAUUAUUUGAAUAGUGCUGUUAUCAGCCAGUUCUUUCCCACUCUUAUGCUGUGGACUUUCUCAGCCCUGUUGCCCACCUUGGUGUAUUACUCUACACUGGGAGAAGCCCACUGGACCAGGUCCAGCGAGAAUAUGAGCAUGAUGUACAAGCUCUACAUCUUCCUGAUCUUCAUGGUGCUAAUUUUGCCCUCACUAGGCCUCACCAGUCUGGCCGUGUUUUUUCGCUGGUUGUUUGAUAAGCAGUCUGAGGGGAGGCUGAAGUUUGAGUGUGUGUUUUUACCGGAUCAGGGGGCGUUCUUUGUAAAUUACGUGAUUGCGGCGGCUCUGGUGGGCUCUGGCAUGGAGCUGCUGCGGUUGCCAGGGUUACUGCUCUACAUUGUGCGUCUGGCACUCGCGACUUCGGCUGCUGAGAGGAAAUAUGUUAAACAGAAUCAGGCGUAUGAGUUUCAAUACGGAGCGAUGUACGGAUGGACGUUGUGUGUGUUCACGGUCAUCAUGGCGUACAGCAUCACCUGUCCUGUCAUCGUCCCAUUCGGUUUGCUGUACCUACUGCUGAAACACCUGGUGGACAAACACAACCUGUACUUUGCUUACCUGCCCGCCCGCCUUGAUCGGCAAGUUCACUUAGGAGCUGUCAAUCAAGCGCUGGCUGCACCAAUCAUAUGCCUGUUGUGGCUGUAUUUCUUCUCUGUGCUCAGAACAGGCUUCAAGGCGGCUACGUCACUGUUCACUUUAGUGGUUCUCUGUGUGACUGUCUUUAUCUGUUUAAGUUACACCUGCUUCGGACACUUCAAAUACCUUAGUCCACACAACUACAACGUUAAAGAGGAAGAUGAAGACGCAGAUAGAGUUUCACAAAGCUCAACUGCAUCGGUGUAUCUGCCCAAAGUUUUGAACCCAGAUGCAUCACCCGAAUCUGAUAAAGGCAGCAGUCACCAUUCAUACGGCACAACAGACACAAGCCCGCCCUUCCUCAGCACGGAGGAAGACUGUUCGGACUUGGAUAUCUAACAACAAUAAUCAGUCAACCAAAUACAACUGGAGGAAACGAUUCUUUUCGUAUAGGAGGUUGGAGGUCAGUGUGGAGAUGGAGGGGAUGUGCUUUUAAAAACGGGAUCUUCUGGAAAAGAAGCUUUUCACUUUUUUUAUACACACUGAAAGACUUGAGGAAUAUUUAAUCAUAAAAUGCCAUAUAACAAACCUAAAGGAGCUUUUCAGGAUCAAUUCUUCUCGCCAAAGACUAAACUCUUUUCUAUAAUGCCAUUCAAACACACAGUCCAAAACAUUUCUACAAAACCAAGUGAGCACUUGCCAGGGAGUACAAAAAUUUAACUUGAGUAUAUCAAAGUGCUUGAACUGACACAUGUGCCUUGUUGCUUAAUACACUUUAUAACUGUA
Messenger RNA from Labeo rohita (rohu), 2961 nucleotides. It is a transcript of the gene tmem63a, whose product is annotated as transmembrane protein 63A. Lineage: Eukaryota; Metazoa; Chordata; Actinopteri; Cypriniformes; Cyprinidae. Bases 163 to 2574 code for a protein of 803 amino acids. The record is from RefSeq and is a predicted model, not a curated record. The transcript has 23 exons. Gene Ontology annotation, molecular function: calcium-activated cation channel activity. Gene Ontology annotation, cellular component: plasma membrane.